AGAAGAGUGAAAGGAUAGGGCGGAGGGGGGACCUGCUGCUCAAAACCUCCCCUGAGAUGCAAAGACAGGGCCCGUGUUCGAUGACCUGCUGCAUGUGAAGAGCCAAACAGAACUAGAAAUUGAGAAAUUGAGAAUCUGGCUACAUCUGUCCGUGUAUUAAAAACUGCCACCGUCAUGUUAACGAGAUUAUUCAACGAAACUUCAUUGCUUCCGGACAUGCAGAAGUUCGCAGGCUGGGUGGAUGACAGCGGGAGCGAGGACUCCAAAAACAAGGUCGAAGAACAAGAGCGUUCUCGCCUAGGAGACGAGGAGCUGGGAGAGGGCUAUGUGAAAGACGAUAGCAGUCUGGCUCAGUCGGAUAUUGCAGGGGAGGAGGAUGAUGAGGAUGUCGAUGAAGAUGAUUGUGGCGAUGAGGAGGAUGAAGACAGGCCCAAAAAACGCGGGCCAAAAAAACGCAAGAUGACGCCGGCUAGGUUGGAGCGUUCAAAAGUACGGCGCAACAAAGCGAACGCAAGAGAGCGCACGCGCAUGCACGACCUGAACUCAGCGUUAGACAAUCUACGCAAAGUCGUGCCGUGUUAUUCAAAAACCCAGAAACUCUCUAAAAUUGAAACACUAAGACUGGCAAAAAACUACAUUUGGGCGCUGUCAGAAAUCCUGCGGAACGGGAAAAGACCGGACGUGGUUUCUUAUGUACAGACGCUUUGCAAAGGCCUCUCCCAACCCACGACUAAUCUGGUGGCUGGCUGCCUGCAACUUAACUCGCGGAAUUUUCUAACUGAACAAUGUCAAGAGGGAGCGCGUUUUCACGGACCCAACCCCUCGUUCUCCCUGCACGCGUAUCCAUAUCAAUGCUCCCGUCUAUCUAGCACGCAAUGUCAAUCCGGAUCCAAUGCACACGGCCUGAGAAAUCACCCUUUUUGUACAACCUACGAUGCUGUGUUCACUGGGGGCGCGUCCCCAGAAUACAACAGUCCAGAUUAUGAGGCCCACCACAGUCCUCCGGUGUGUGUAAAUGGCAAUUUUUCUUUGAGGCAACAGGAGCCACUCUCACCAGACACAGAAAGAGGCUAUCAUUAUUCUAUGCAUUACAAUAGUCUUCAUGGCUCACGUCCGUCUGCUCCUCAUACUCUGGCUUACGGCCCAUCGGGAGCGCGCAGCGGUAGCACGCACUCAGAAAACGUCCCACCGUUUCACGAUGUGCAUGUGCACCAUGAUAGGGUGCCUGCAUACGAGGAACUGAAUACCUUCUUCCACAAUUAGAUGUUUUAUGAUAAUGGCUAAAAUGGCUAAAAACACACAUUCAUCACAUUUUUUUACUUUUUCCGAAUCCAGGUGUUAUGGGUUCACACAUUUUUAACAGUAUGGGACAGUAAUCUCUAUUUUACUAUAAUUCCAUUAUGGACCUUAAGUGAUUAAAAUGUGUCAUCUUUAACAUGAAUUCAACUGCUUUAUCGAAAUAUUAUACCAGGUCAAACGUUUAAACCAUUAUGAGUCUGUAAUAAGACACAAUUGUAUGUCGGAGACUGUUUCCUGAUAACAUUAAUAAAGACUAUGGUUCGAGAAUCACCAGAGGCUUCGAUUUCUCUUUGAGAAUUGGUCAGACAAAAAAUUCAAGAAUAGUUAAAUCAAUUCACGACAAAGGAGCAUCAGUACAAAGUCUAAAUUGAGUAAAAAGCAAAAUAAUAAUCAUAUUAUUAAUAUAAUAUUUUUUCUAUAUUCCAAAAUAGAAUUAAAAUACAUUUUAAAAUAGGGAAUUAGGAAUAUUUUUUCUUAUUGUUUUUAAAGUUAUUGAUAUAUUUGAAGAUUAAACAUUGCAUUUGCAUUUAGCAGACGCUUUUAACCAAAGCAAUUUACUAUAACUAUAGUGAAAUCUGAUGUGAUGUCUAUUAAAAUUUGUACAGCCUUGUGGCAUUCGGUUGGUUAGGAAUUUCGUCUUACAUCUACUUUUAGGCAUGUGUCAUUAUUUUAAAAAUUUAAGAAUCGAUUUUCAUUUUGUUUUUAAGAUGAUGCAUGAGCGAAACCAACCGGAUUUGUUUCUGCUGUUUUGAUGUUGAUAUGAAAUAUAUUGUUCCUAGUACAAUUACAUUUUUUAAUUGUGAACAACAUUUUGUUUAUUUGAUUAUUUAAUCAUUAGCCUAAAUGAAAUGAAAUUAAAUAUUUUAUAUCUUAGCCCUAACAUCUAAAAGUUUCUCAAACAUUUAAAAUCGACAAAUUCAAAGUCUUGUGCAUUUGUCUGAAACGUAAAAUUCCGCAGUGACUUAAAUACGGAAAGUUAAUAAAAUCUUUAAAAAAUGUGUCAAAUUAUUAGCCUACCAAUCAAACUGCAGUUGGGCUGUUUUGAUUAAGUAAUAAUAACAAAAAUACAGCUAACUAACACAAUAAAACACGACAACAUAAUAAAAACAUGAUUUGAUGAUCUGAUUUUGCAAAUAAACUUCAUUUACAGAAACACAUCGCUGUAGAUAUGGACAGACUGCGAAACAUAGAGGCUCAAAUAGUAAGAUCAUUAUGUAAAGAACGCAUAAAUAAGUGGCCUUGUGCAACACCAAUGAUUAAAGUACGUUGUUGCGCAAGAAGGCGUUUAGAGUUUCACAGUUUAACAUUUUAUUAAACAUAGAGUUACUGUAGACUUUUGCCUCCGUGCCGGGUUUGGAGCUCUGCCCCGGAUCCCAUAUGUUUUACAGAAUUGUCUGAAAUGGGAUUAGAGGAGAACGGACAAACCACCGUGGGGCAACACUCAUAAUGGGCGACCAGACCUUGGUCGUAUGCUCAGAAUUAUUCAGUGUUCGAUGCUUAAUUCUGGACCUUUAAAUAUGAUUCCCUAAAAAGAAAUUUUAUGCAUUUGGCAAAUUAUAAUGACAUCACUCAUGUGUCAUAUUUUUUGUUAACAGCAUACCAGUGCUGUGAAACAGACCCGUAUAGCGAAUACUGAAACAUAUAAUAAUAAUAAUAAUAUAUAUAAUAAUUAGUAGUAGUAGCAGUAGUAGUAGUAGUAAUAUUGCAUGCAAUUUUUAUCCAGUUUUAUUCAUUUUAAUAGGCAAACUUACCAUUUCAUAAAUAAAUGAACUAAUUCGCAAUAGCUAAGCUUUUUGAUCUACACGAAUCCUCUUACAUUUAUAUGGCAUAAACAAAAUAUUUCGAUUUAAUCCUGAUUUUUGUCAAAAGAUGUGAGGUUAAUGUUCUGGUGCCAUCCAGAGAAAUAUGUAGAAAUACGUUUUUUGUUUGUUGUUAUUUUAUUAUUCAGUUUUGAAACAAACUACCUAUGUUAAUGUUUAUGUAUUAUUACCAUAAAUAGCACUGCUUUCAUUUACAUGCAAUUAUUGGAUCGUUAUAUAAUUGUUAAAAAAUAUUGCCAAAAGGCCAGUGCAAGAAUGUUGUUAUACCGUUCUGUUUUAACUGGAAAGUGAUAAGAAGCUGUUGGAUCACAUUCACACUAUAAAAUACUUUAUCUGUUUAUUUAUUUGUUUGUUUGUUUGUUUAUUUCCCAUUAAAAUACUUUUUUCUCUG
Molecule: messenger RNA, 3510 nt
Organism: Triplophysa rosa
Lineage: Eukaryota; Metazoa; Chordata; Actinopteri; Cypriniformes; Nemacheilidae
Gene: neurod2
Product: neuronal differentiation 2
Exons: 2
Coding region: 175-1263 (362 amino acids)
Biological process (GO): nervous system development; regulation of DNA-templated transcription
Molecular function (GO): protein dimerization activity
Source: RefSeq, a predicted model, not a curated record